AUGCAGAGGUCGGGUUCGAACCACGGACUUUCCGCUGACAGACGGCAUUCGUCAAUGUGCGAGGAGACAAUUGAAGGGCAAAAGCGACCGACCGAAGUUUUGGAAAAUCCAAAAGGCAACACAUCCAUGGGGUAUUGUGUUGUCCCGAAAUCAAGACUCGCGGACGACGACCAAGCUGCUGAUCCACAAACACUCUUGGAUGAAUUCACGUUGUUCAGGAAAGGUCACUCACACUGGCAGAGAAUUUUCUACCUGAUUUUUGCAGGUCACUUGAAGGAGGCUAACUUCUCUGUGCUUGGAGGGAAACGAUUGUACUGUCACAAAACUAGUGACAGCCUAUCGACUGGCAGCCACAGGUCUAUCAGCCUCGCUAGCAUAUUGUGCAAGGCAAUGGACCGCAUUCUGAAGCGGACCAUUUUAAAUCACCUCUGA
Molecule: messenger RNA, 432 nt
Organism: Opisthorchis viverrini
Lineage: Eukaryota; Metazoa; Platyhelminthes; Trematoda; Opisthorchiida; Opisthorchiidae
Exons: 3
Coding region: 1-432 (143 amino acids)
Source: RefSeq, a predicted model, not a curated record